UGACGUACAACCGAGCCAUGUGAAUACGGAAGCGGGUGGAACUGCCACAUUCACCGUGGAAGCCUCUGGUGAAGGAUUGAGCUACCAGUGGUUUGGUCCUGGCGGGGACGCUCUCACUGACAUUGACGGAGACAUCGAAGGUUCCAAUUCAUCCACCCUGCAAAUCAUCAAUGUUGAGUCUGGCGAUGCUGGAGACUACACGGUCGUUGUGACCAACAGUGCGGGAUCAGUCAUCUCUGAUGCUGCAACCCUGUCUAUCGGCGAAGCCCCCGUGAUUGGGACCCAACCAGAGAAUGUGGACGUUGAGCGGGGUGGGAAUGCCACGCUCAGUGUGGUGGCAACCGGAGAGGGACUGAGCUACCAGUGGUUUGGUCCUGAUGGAGAGAUUGAAGGAGCCACCGCAUCCACUUUACGGAUUACCAAUGCUGGACCAGAUGACGCUGGAGACUAUAGAGUGCGAAUUAUAACUGUCAAUGGAGGAAUUGUCGAUUCUGACACUGUCUCACUUUCCGUCGGCGAGUUCAUCUGAUUUGUGUCUGCAUGUGUGGCGGGCAUGUCCAUGCUUUACUCGUCUUUGUGUACAGGUCCUGCAAUUGACGUACAACCGAGCGAUGUGAAUGCGGAAGCGGGUGGAACUGCCAUACUCACCGUGGAAGCCUCUGGUGAAGGAUUGAGCUACCAGUGGUUUGGUCCUGGCGGGAACGCUCUCACUGACGUCGACGGAGACAUCGAAGGAUCCAAUUCAUCCACUCUGCAAAUUAUCAAUGUUGAGUCUGGCGAUGCUGGAGAUUACACAGUCGUUGUGACCAACAGUGCGGGAUCAGUCGUCUCUGAUGCUGCAACUCUGUCUAUUGCUCAACCUACCCAAAGUCCCACACUUGCUCCUCUGAUCCUGAACUGCAGUGCCGAGUUCCUCGCUGAGUCUCAGCAAGUGAGUGUGAGCUGCACGUCAAGUAGGGACCUCGACGGCUUGGACUUUGAGUGCAGCUUCAAUGAUGAAUCAGUAACAGAAGGAUGUGGACAAUUCCCGUUCUUUGUGUCUGUCGCUGGAGCUUCAGGAAGCCAGACCAUUGUCAUCAGUGCAACCGAUCCAGCGGAUGGAGCUGGUUUCACGUCAACCAUUACAAUCACAACCACAGCCCCUGAAAUUGAGACCCAACCAGAGAGUGUGGGUGUCGAGCAAGGCGGAAGUGCCUCAUUCACCGUGGAGGCCUCUGGUGCAGGACUGACCUACCAGUGGUUUGGUCCUGGCGGAGUGGCUCUGACUGACAGUGACGGAGAGAUUGAGGGGUCCAUUUCAGGAACGUUGACAGUUUUCAACGCUGAGCCUGGCGAUGCGGGAGACUACACGGUCGUUGUGACCAACAGUGCGGGAUCAGUCACCUCUGAUGCUGCAAGUCUGUCUAUUGGUGAGAUUUGAA
Molecule: messenger RNA, 1421 nt
Organism: Halichondria panicea
Lineage: Eukaryota; Metazoa; Porifera; Demospongiae; Suberitida; Halichondriidae
Product: opioid-binding protein/cell adhesion molecule-like
Exons: 5
Coding region: 554-1420 (288 amino acids)
Biological process (GO): homophilic cell-cell adhesion; synapse organization
Cellular component (GO): axon; plasma membrane; neuronal cell body
Molecular function (GO): axon guidance receptor activity
Source: RefSeq, a predicted model, not a curated record